AUGGCGGAUAAAAAUCAGGCGGCCAACCAGCCGCCGAUUAAAAUUGGCCACUACAGCCUGGGCGAGACUCUCGGAGUGGGCUCUUUUGGAAAAGUUAAAACUGCGGUGCAUCAAAUGACGAACCACAAAGUGGCUGUGAAGAUACUGAAUCGACAGAAGAUAAAGUCACUGGAUGUUGUCGGCAAGAUUCGCCGCGAAAUACAAAACUUGAAACUCUUUCGACACCCCCACAUUAUCAAGCUCUAUCAAGUUAUCAGCACGCCAACAGAUAUUUUCAUGAUAAUGGAGUUUGUGUCUGGUGGCGAACUGUUUGAGUACAUUGUCAAACACGGCAAGCUCAAGGAAUCCGAAGCGCGGCGAUUCUUUCAGCAAAUCAUCUCCGGUGUGGACUACUGCCAUCGCCACAUGGUGGUGCACAGAGAUUUGAAGCCAGAAAACCUGCUCCUCGAUCAGAACUUAAAUGUGAAAAUUGCCGACUUUGGCCUCUCCAACAUGAUGAUGGACGGAGAGUUUCUACGCACUAGCUGUGGAUCGCCCAACUAUGCCGCCCCUGAGGUCAUUUCGGGAAAGCUGUACGCUGGUCCAGAGGUUGACAUUUGGUCAUGUGGUGUGAUACUUUACGCGUUGCUUUGCGGCACGCUACCUUUUGAUGAUGAGCACGUGCCCACUUUGUUCCGCAAGAUUAAAGCUGGAGUUUUUGAUAUUCCCGAGUAUCUCAACAAAUCAGUCGUCAGUUUACUUGUUCACAUGCUUCAAGUUGACCCGAUGAAGAGGGCAACAAUGGAGGACAUCAAAAAUCACGAGUGGUUCAAAAAGGAUUUGCCCGGAUACCUAUUUCCAAGUCCAACUGGCAGUGAUGCGUCCUUUAUUGAUAUUGAUGCGGUCGAUGAAGUUUGCGAGAAAUUCACCGUCACUGAUAAGGAGGUUCAGCACGCCCUACUGAGUGGCAAUCCGCAUGAUCAGCUGGCCAUUGCCUAUCACCUGAUUGUCGAUAACAAGCGGAUUGAGGACGAGACGUCGAAACUGGACCUGAAAGACCUGCACAUUACCUCCAGCCCACCGCCGUUUUUCGACAAUAAUCUCCCUAAACCUGGACGGCAGCGCAUUCUCAGUUCGGGUAGCUCUGGCCCCGAGCGCCAACGCACACUGAGCGGCAACAGUGACAAGAAUCGUUCCACGCCAAUGAAGAAGGCCAAAUGGCAUUUGGGCAUUCGAUCUCAAAGCAAACCACAUGAUAUCAUGAACGAAGUCUACCGGGCAAUGAAGUUGCUGGACUUUGAGUGGAAAAUAGUGAAUCCAUUCCACGUGAGAGCGCGACGAAUCAAUCCCGCCACUCAGAAGUAUGUGAAGAUGGCCCUGCAACUGUACCAGGUAGACUACAAGAGCUACUUGCUUGACUUCAAGUCAUUGCCGUCGGAUGAAGACGGCGCCGAGACGCAGCAGCCAGUCGGCCCCGACUUCGUUCCCAGCAAUGCAAAUAAAAGCCAUCACAUAAUGGAGUUCUUCGAGAUGUGCGCCUCGUUGAUAGCCCAACUGGCGCGAUAG
This is a messenger RNA of Rhagoletis zephyria (snowberry fruit fly), 1545 nucleotides long. The record is from RefSeq and is a predicted model, not a curated record. Lineage: Eukaryota; Metazoa; Arthropoda; Insecta; Diptera; Tephritidae.